GUUUAUAUAGCGGUGACUCAGAGCGAAGCGCGCACUCGCUGCAUGAAUGAGCGCGCGGAAGACACUGAACACACUGUCAGCUGCAAGAGCACGCCGGAGCUGGUCAAAUGACAUGUCGUUUUAGAUCGCUAACAUAUCUAAGAAGUUUUCACAACUUUUAACAAAGCGAGAAUCAGAGUUUUAUUGUGUGUGUGUCUGUGUGUGUGUGGUGAGCGUCGCGCGGAUCUGGACACUAUGCAUUGUCAAGCAGAGCUGAGACUCGCGAGCAGCGCGCAGUUGAAAGCAGCCAGAAGAAGAUACAAGACUUUCAUGAUCGACGAGAUCCUCUCCAGGGAGACUUGUGAUUACUUCGAGAAGCUGUCUCUUUACUCGGUCUGUCCCUCUUUAAUCGUCAGACCCAAACCUCUGCAUUCAUGCUCGGGCUCUGUUCCUCUGAGGUCGUAUCCUCUGCUGUCUGUGAUCACACACCAGGCGUCCAGCAGUGUGUCUCCUCUGUCUCAGGCGUCUCCUCAUCUGCCUCCAUCCAGUGAGACCCCCGUCAGCAUCAGCAGUGAGUCUGAUACGGAGCACUGCACCCCGCGGCUGAAGAAACCCCGCCGCAGUCGUACCAUCUUCACCGAGCUGCAGCUCCUGGGCCUGGAGAAGAAGUUCCAGAAGCAGAAAUACCUCUCCACUCCAGACAGAUUGGAUCUGGCUCAGUCUCUGGGACUCACGCAGCUCCAGGUGAAGACGUGGUACCAGAACCGACGCAUGAAAUGGAAGAAAAUGGUGCUAAAAGGCGGGCACGAGGCUCCAACCAAACCUAAAGGCCGACCCAAGAAGAACUCGAUCCCGACCACGGAGGAGAUCGAGGCCCAGGAGCGAAUGGAGGCCAAACUGGCAGAGGAGGAGAAGCUACAUGCAGAAGUGGAGGACGAAGUUUUCCAGUCUCAACCUCAAGAUCUCAGUACAUCCGCCACAUCCGCUGCAGAGUACGUCUGUCCAGAAAGCCCAGAGCGAGAGCAGGCACCGCCGUCUCCGUCAGAAGCAAUGACCACCAGCUAAACACAAGCGAACGCCAACACUGAAAAGACUUUGGAAGGACUUUUGAACGGCUUCCCGGGCUGAUUUAGAGUUGACAGUGGCUCCAGAACGUAGAGCGAUACUUUAGGCACAUAAAAUGUGUGAAUGUCAUUGUCAAAACAACAAAACGUCAAACCUAGUGGCUUGUAUAACAAGAAAGGAUUGAAUAAGCACACUUCUUAAGAAAACAUUUCACAGAAUAAGCUUUUUUUUUUUAGGUGUUCAAUGGUUAAACAGUAGCAUUUUACAAUAAGGUCUCAUCGGUUAACAUUAACUGACAUUAAAUACUUACACAGCAUUUACUAAUAUGUUUUUAAAAUCCAAAUCGUACAUACUACUGAAGUUUUUAAUAUCAUUUUUUAAUCAUUUUUAUGUAUAAAUAAAUAUAUAGUUGACUACUUAAAAAUUUUCACUUUGUCAGCAAUUAUGAUUUAUAGUUAUGUCUGAUUAAAACAAUUCUAUGGUGUUUUUGUCAUUUUUAUAAUAUUUUUAAUAUGAAUAUAUAGUUUUCAAAAUGUGUAAUUUAGUUUAAAUCAUAUAUAUAUAUAUUUGCCCUCCUGUGAUUUUUAUUAUUUUUUUCAAAUAUUUCCCAAACUAUAAUUAACAGAGCAAGGAAUUUUUCACAGCAUUUCCUAUAAUAUUUUUUCUUGUGGAGAAAGUCUUAUUUGUUUUAUUUCGGCUAGAAUAAAAGCAGUUUAAAAUUUGUUUAAAACCAUUUUAGGGUCAAUAUUAUUAUCCCCCUUAAGUAAUAUUUGUUUUCGAUUGUCUACAGCAGUGUUUCCCAACCCUGUUCCUGAAGGCACACCAACAGUACACAUUUUCAACCUCUUCCUAAUCAAACACACCUGAAUCAACUCAUCAGAAGAGGCUCCAAAACCUGAAGUUAUUGGGUCAGAUAAGGGAGACAUUCAAAAUAUGGACUGUUGGUGUGCCUCCAGGAACAGGGUUGGGAAACACUGGUCUACAGAACAAACCACUGUGAUGCUGUGUUCACACCAGAUGUGGCAAGCACGAAUAAAUCACGGUAUUCGCAUGUAAAUAGAUAAGUGAACAUUUUGAGUUUGCUCGCUUCAUUCGUGCGUCCAAUUCACUUCAUUCAUGUGUUAAAUGCACUUCACAAUAGACGCGGAUUCGCGUCAUGGGCAGGGCGUCUAUCUCUAGCUUCAUUGUUAAAUGGCUGACAUGGAACUUAUUGAGAGAGUAGCUGUGCUUUAAGUGGCUUAGGAAGGCUGAAAAGCAGCAUAAAUUUGCUCGGCGCCGUGUCCGAAUCCACUAGAUCCUUUCAGAGGAUUUCAGACUGCAUAAACUCCUUCA
Messenger RNA from Danio aesculapii, 2376 nucleotides. RefSeq names its product BARX homeobox 2 (gene barx2). The transcript is spliced from 4 exons. Gene Ontology annotation, biological process: regulation of DNA-templated transcription. The coding region runs from base 235 to 1044 and encodes 269 amino acids. Gene Ontology annotation, molecular function: DNA binding; DNA-binding transcription factor activity, RNA polymerase II-specific. The record is from RefSeq and is a predicted model, not a curated record. NCBI's taxonomy places the organism in Eukaryota, Metazoa, Chordata, Actinopteri, Cypriniformes, Danionidae.